UGCAGACGUUCAAACAGUUCGAAAUUAGUCGUUGAAUAGAAGAGUCGCUUAUUGGCAAUCAUAAUGGGUGGUUUGCGGUGGUUAUUCGCACUAUUGGUGGUGGUUCCCGCCGCUUGGAGUGCCAAUAUUUUGGGCCUCUUCAGUAGCCACAGUCAAUCGCAUUUGAUAUUACACAUGUCCAUGAUUAAGGCGCUGGCCGAAGAGGGUCACAAUGUGACCGUGGUGUCGAUGAUAAAGCCGACGGUAAUGCAUAAGGACAUACAUCUGAUCGUGGUGCCGGCGUCGGAGGAGCAUGAAAGGGCGAUGGAUAAUCAACUAAAGGAAAUGACGGGAAGAAAGCACUCAGCCAUUGAUACACUUUUACGUCUUGUGAGCGGAAUGGAUGCAGUGAUUGAAUCGCAGGCUGAUCUGCUGACGGAUGAACGCUUCCAACGGAUAUAUGAGACAAAGUUUGAUUUAAUGUUUAUGGGAUACUUUCUCAACGAUUUCCAGCUGGGCGUGGCCAACAAGUUGAAGGUGCCUGUAAUUGUGGCUUGGAUGCAGGCACCGGUUCUCGUCUUAGAUGAGCUCGUUGGCAAUCCCGGAGAGAUUUCAUACGUCCCCAUAAUGGGCACUUCGUUAGGUCGUGGUGAAAAAAUGAGCUUUAGCAAACGACUCGAGAAUCUAGGAAAAAGUGUGCUUUUAAGGAUUGUUGCCAUAUACUUUAACCAUCGUAGUGAGAGGUACUACAAUCAGAUAUUUGGCAAGGCAGUUGAUUGUUCAACUUUUCAGGAAAUUAAGCGCAAUAUCUCAAUGAUUUUUACCAACAGUCACUUGAUCAGUGAAGGUCCAAUUCGACCUCUUGUGCCGGCUAGCGUGGAAAUUGGAGGUAUACAGGUCAAGGAUAAGGCCGAUCCCUUGCCGAAAGAUAUUGCCGAAUUCCUAGACAAUGCAGAGCAUGGCGGCAUUUUACUCUCACUUGGCUCAAAUAUCAAGGGUACAUCUGUAAAGCCGGAGCUGGUGCAGUCCAUGUUCAAGACGUUGUCCUCACUGAAACAGCGUGUGAUUUGGAAGUGGGAUGAUUUGGAGAAUACUCCUGGCAAAUCGGCAAAUAUACUUUACAAGAAGUGGCUGCCACAGGACGACAUACUAGCCCAUCCCAAGAUCAAGCUAUUUAUUACCCAUGCAGGCAAAGGCGGCAUUACGGAAGCGCAAUACCACGGCGUACCUAUGGUAGCCCUACCCGUCUUUGGGGAUCAAAUCACCAAUGCGGACUCUAUGCAAAGUUCCGGCUAUGGAAUCACACUGGAUCUACUUCAGCUCAACGAAGAGAACUUCAAAUCAACCAUUCAUGAAGUUCUCCAAAAUAAAAAGUACAAAUCGGCAAUUGGAAAAUUCUCAAAGCUGUACCGGGACAGGCCACUGACGGCUCGACAGACGGUGCUCUACUGGACGGAGUAUGUUUUGAGGCAUCACGGUGCUCCCCAUUUACAGAGUCCGUCAGUUCACAUGAACUCUGUGGCCUACUUGAACUUGGAUGUCUAUGCCUUGCUGAUAACAGUUGUGAUCAUUGUCCUGCUUCUAAAUUGGAUAAUUAUUAGAUCUGUUUACCGAAAAGUAUUUUGCAAAUCCAAGAAAGCCAAUAAGAAAGUAAAGCAACAUUAGACUAAAAUAGUUAAAGAUUAGUUUGACUUUUCAAAAACACUAAUUAAUAGAGUGAAAGUUAAAUAUUUUAGACUGCUAAUGAAAAAACUUACAAAAUGCAUAUUUCUUU
Messenger RNA from Drosophila innubila, 1753 nucleotides. RefSeq names its product UDP-glucuronosyltransferase 1-8 (gene Ugt37C2). The coding region runs from base 64 to 1644 and encodes 526 amino acids. NCBI's taxonomy places the organism in Eukaryota, Metazoa, Arthropoda, Insecta, Diptera, Drosophilidae. The transcript has a single exon. Gene Ontology annotation, molecular function: UDP-glycosyltransferase activity. The record is from RefSeq and is a predicted model, not a curated record.